This is a messenger RNA of Prunus avium (sweet cherry), 1556 nucleotides long. The record is from RefSeq and is a predicted model, not a curated record. NCBI's taxonomy places the organism in Eukaryota, Viridiplantae, Streptophyta, Magnoliopsida, Rosales, Rosaceae.
GCGAUUUACCAAGAAGCUCUCUCCUUUCCAUUAUUGCCUUUACUAAAACCUCUUCUCCACUAAUCCCAUAACACUAUAGCAUCUUCUUCUCAUUGUUUUCAGAUAAUUAAAGAAAGAGAGCAGAGGAUCCGUCUUGGAAAGCAGAUAAUUAAAGAAAGAAAGCAGAGGGUCCGUCUUGGAAAGUUCCUUUCCUUUUCUAUGUAAAUUCCUCCGUUUUCUCAAAGAAAAGCACUUACUUAAUAGCUGUGGAAAUUGAGACAGCAACAACUGGUUUCCUGGUUUGCAAAUACUCGUCGUGGAGAUCAGUCUUCUUCUGAGCCAUCUUUAACACCUAGUAGUAAUCUUUACAAACCCUCCUUGAGUUUCAGGGAUGAGGGCUACUUCAGAAUCAGCAGAGUGGAUAUUUUUAGCCACUAACCUUGGCCUAGAGAUGUUGUCAGCUGCUUGUGAUCAGGCUUCCUCCCCAAGAAGACCCCACUUAUUUGGUAUAUUGUUGGCCAUUGCAGCUGUGCUCAUUUCCAUCUGGGAGCUAAUUUACAGAGGUAAAAAGGAAAGAGUUGUGUUGGGGAGAUGGGGAAUGCUCUGGUGGUUUUAUCAUCCACCACCUCCUCGACAUAAGCCUUUUGGUACUCUUCCUGACAUUUUUGGACUAGUUGCUAGCAUCUCACAGUGCAUUUGCGCUAUGGUUCAGUAUGUUUAUUACCUUCGGCAUUCUGAAAAUCCUAUCAAAUUCUCCCUUUUGCCUGCCAUAUUUCUUGUGUGUUUAGGUUUCAAAACUAAGUAAUAACCGACUGAACGCCAAUACCACUGAUAACGAGGACUCCUGGGAAAAUUCUCAAGAAUUAUUAUGGAACGGUUUUUUAAGAGAAAGUCAUCAUCGGGUUCGGGUAGUUCGGAUAAUGUUGAUAGUUCAAAUAAUGUUGGUAGUUCAAGAACUCCAAGUUCAAGACAAAGUCUGUUAGAUUGUGUUUUUGGUGCACAUGAGCUUGAGAAAGAGCUGACUGAAACAGAUGUAGGGCAUAAACUGGUGGUUCCAGUGCGGUGGCUUGAUGAAAUGCCUCCAUUUGAAGGGAGCUCCCGUGAGGUCCAGUUCGGGGUCCUGGACGACAAGGGCUUCCAUUUUCUGUUGUGCUGCUCCAUCCGAAAUGGCAGUUACCAGAAGCCUGUGCUUCAGGCGGAGGGUUGGCUCAAGUUUUUCAAAUACAAGGGGCUCAGAGUUGGUGACAAGAUUAUUUUUCUUCCUCAGGUAAAUCAUUUCAGAGAAACCAUAUUUCAAGUUAGAGCACAAAGGAAAAACAUCCACGGUCACUGGGUCGAUAUUUGAUGUGAUAUGAACAAUUAUUAAGUGAGAUUUGACAUAUAUAUAUUUAGAUGUAUAUAUAUGUCAAUCUUCUUAUAUAGUUCUAUAAGUUUCUGUUUCUGUCAAGUUUAAUUUAUUAUGAGUGAUUGGUAUAUGCCAAUCUUGUUAAGUAGUUGUAUGUUUAUGUUUUGGAUUAAUAAGUUAAUCUAUGUUGUAUGGGUUUGUAUUAUGUUUAAUCUAUGUUUCUUUUGGGUCA